AUGCUCCCACGGCGGACGCUCUUUGAAGCCAAGGCAUGGGCCGUAUCACCGUCCCUCUUGGCUGCUCUGAGCUCGUGCUGCUGUACCGGGCGUGCGACGACGGAGGUCCGCUCGAGCGGCCGUCCUCAACGAUGGACGAGCAGCCGUAGCUCAUCCUCCAAGGCCAACCCAGCAGCGACACCAGCCACUCCGAGUCGAGACUCGAGCUCUCUCGGCUCUUCCUGUCAUAGCGGAAGCCGACCAGCAACGUCUACGUCGGCCGUGUUGGCGACGUUCGCUACCUCGAGCGAGACGGCGAAUGGACUCACACCACCGGACUGGACCUCGUCGCCGACCAACGACCCCAGCUCUUGGGAUAACUUGAGCCCGCGUCCGAUACUGGCACCAGGUCGGUCGUCGUUCAAGUUGACGGCCUGCGUAGCUCUCACUCACCAUCGCUCUGGCUUCUUUUCUCUCCUCUCCAGCCGCUCGUCGGGUCGAAGAGGUCUCAGCUUCUCCACCACGUCCCCCAAAGAGCGAGGCAUCGUCCUCAAACCACCCCAAUCUCGACGAUCAAGUUUCACGGUUCGAACCACUACAAGCCACUGCAGCGCUGCUCGAGCACAUCCGACGGCAUCGUCGAUCUGAGCGCGAGCUGCCUUCGACGUUGCCCAUCCUCGAGUACACCACCUCCAGCUCUGAUCUGAACCCGUCUCCCGAGUCGCAUGCCCACAAUCACUCCGAGGGGAGGAGUGCACCGAUUCCACCCCCUCCGAUCGCCUACCUCCCCCACUCGAGCACCGACCACUCGAACCUUCUCGCCGCGUUCCUACUCCAGGCCAUCUUCCUCGGUGCGAGCGCGGUCGGCUUACUCCUGCGAAAGAAGAGCACCGUACAGCAGGUCGAUGACAGCAUCAAGUCCACACCAUCCCCGACAUCCGUAGCCAAGAGAGCAGAAGCGGACUUGGAGGCCCAAAAGCAACGGAGGACCGAAGAGAUCGACCAUGUCCCUGCCCUGAACCUGCUGCUCUCCAGCUACGUCGAGUUGCCCUCCGAGCAGCAGCCCGAAGCCAAGGUGACCCCCUCUUCGAAAGAAACCGUGGUUUUGAACUUUGUCAAGCACAAGAUGGAACGACUCCCUCACGUUGCCGAGGUCCUGUCCAGAUUCUCGGAGGCGCGCGCACGACCCGAUACCUGGACGACACUGGCCGCCAUGGCUUUUGUCGAAGUUCCGUCCGCGGUCUUACAGGCGUGUCAAUUGGGCAGCACCGAGACCAAGGACCGCUUUCGCGAACUGAAUUCUCUCUCGGAAAAGCUCGUCGAAUGGUCGUGGCAGGCUUUCCUUGGCGCUGAGAGGAGUGGCAUGUCCUCCGAGGUCAAGGCGACGCUCGUCUCGUCCUUUUUGCAGUGGGCCGCACGGACGGAAACGAUCGAAGAAGGGCAUCACAAUGCGCUCGCACAUCGGAUCAUUGACCACGGAUCGACCUCCAUGUCCGAGUUGACGGCUUUGCAACGCGCUCUCCUCGGUCAAGCCGCCUUGUACCAUUCACGAACGGGCCUCGUCGCCCGAUGGCUAGCCGCCGAUUCAAUGCUUGACCCUCGAACCCGCCUCGAUCUCGCCGCCUCGACUCUGAAGGUCUUGGCCGAUCAUGAGGAAUGGCAUCGCCGUGGUGACGUCGUCUUGUACACCGCCGAAGCGCUCGUCACAUCUUUGGAACAAUUGUAUGCGCCUAGUUCUGGCGAUGCGAUUGACCCGACCCUGCGCGUGGUGCUGGACGAGUGUCUCACCCUCUUGAUCCACCACUUCCGUAUUGACGCCCCCCUCGAACCUCUCUACACCCGCAUCAUCGAAUCCCUGAUGACCAAGGACCCCACAUCCUUCUCCUCAUCGCGCCUUCGAUCCUUCCUCGAAAGUCUUAUCACCGCCCGUCAAGCCAAGCUAGCUACCAAGGUCUUCCUCCUCAUCCCUUCCCCCUCUCGUACAUUGGGGCAGUACGAAGCGAUGCUGCGCUCCCAUCGAGCCAUGACCUCGGAUCGAGUAUGGUCCGACCUCUUACUUCAUCCGACGUUGGAACCGAGCGUCAGUUCUCUAUCAGCGCGAUUAAGUUCGCACCUCUUGACGCGUCGUCACGACCUCGCUUUACAAGAUUUCAACCUCGUUCGGGAACGUCUUCGGACCAAGACCUUGCAAGCUUUGUCGGAGCAGGAACGAACGCUCUGGACGAAAUCUUAUACGAAGCUUUAUACGCUUUACGUACGAACGAAGCACGACGUUUCCCUCUCGCGUUUACGACAGAGGAUGAAGGACGAUUUAGGGAACGAGGUCGUCAGGUUGGAUAAGGCGAUGGGGACCGGAUACUUGUUGAGGGAAGUUUUGGGACGACCUUGGGAUGUGGAAGUGAGGAGGGGGAGGGUGAAGGGGAGGAAACAGGUGGAGAAGGUUGGGCGGAGGUGGAAGUGGAUCCAAAAUGGGGAGAGGGGGACGGUGGGCAACGAGCAGGAGAGGAUGAUCAGUCGAGGGAUUCUCAAUAACGUCGGGUUGAAGGGGUUGGUCAAGUGGAAUUCCGUCGUCGACGCUUCCAAGAUCCUAUCGAUCGCUGAGAAAGUAUUGGGUACGGAACAAAAUAUGGGGGUGGAGCAAGUAGGACAGAUGGCGAACGAUGAAUUUGACAAGGUUCGGAAAGUGGCGUAUAAGAUUUUGAUGAGGGCUUUGGAGGAGAGGGGAGCAAAGGAUCAGUGUAGGAUGUUGAGAAAGAGGUUGGAGGAGGAGGUUGGGGAACGGAGGAGGGUGGGGAGGAGGGAUGUGAUGGGGCAGUAG
This is a messenger RNA of Microbotryum saponariae, 2797 nucleotides long. NCBI's taxonomy places the organism in Eukaryota, Fungi, Basidiomycota, Microbotryomycetes, Microbotryales, Microbotryaceae. The record is from the annotation of a GenBank genome assembly.